CCGUCAAUACGGCAAUAUCGGGGUCAAGCGAGCAAAGGAUGCCUUCAAGCUGUUCUACUUUGUUUACAACGCUGCGGCAGGAGCCUUCUUUGAACCUGCCAGCGGCUCCUCGAUGGAUCCUGCCGACGACGAAAACCUGAGGCAAGCCAAGAAAAAGGUAUUCAGCGGCGGUGGCGGCACGCCCUCCCUGGCGGACCUGCUGCCCUUUUCGGCCAGCCCCGGCGACAAGGAGGAGCGGCGCGCCACACUCGUGUUCCUGCUCGUGUUCGCCACCAUGCUCGCCGCCUCCGCGGGCGGCAUGCUGCUCGUGCUGCUCUUGGUGCGUCUGCUGAGCGACAAGCAGCACGGCACCGGAGCCAACUACAGCGCCUACGAAAUAGCCAGCCCCGUGAUCGCCAACGCUAGCAGCACAUCCACAAAUGGCGGGUCAUGAGGCUCUCGACGCACGUCCUUCUGCCGACAAGAGACCGCUUGGGCAGCUGUCGAUCCAGUUUUAUUGUUCGCCAAUCCAUAGUUUUCAAAAUAUUUAUGUGUACAGUUCUUGUCGCGGUUGAAAGAGUGAAUAUGAAUAAGAAAUGUACUUUUCAGAUGCACAGCUAAUUAAUGUCCCGGCUACGCGGACAACCAGU
Messenger RNA from Dermacentor andersoni, 629 nucleotides. RefSeq lists its product as uncharacterized. Lineage: Eukaryota; Metazoa; Arthropoda; Arachnida; Ixodida; Ixodidae. The record is from RefSeq and is a predicted model, not a curated record.